AUGCCUCCACGAAUGAGAAGGCGUAUUACUACUGCCAAAAGGGAAGAGAUUGAAGCCGAGCAGCGUCUUCUAGAUAAGCAGAUCGUUCGUCCCUUUGAAACCCUUGAAGGCUUGCCAAUAUCAUAUAAUAAGCCUCCCCAUGGCCACUACGAAGAGGUAUUGAAGAAUCCAUUGACAAUUAAGGAUUCUGCGGUGCUUUAUAAUUCAUUGAUUCGCUCACGAAAUACGUAUGUUUUUCAUGCUCCGAUGUUUAAGUUGUACUGGGUCAAACAAACAGCGUAUGCUAAGAAGCUAGCAGAGAUGGAGAAAGGACCGCAACCCUCUAAGGAAAGAGAAACUCGAAGAAAGUUUGCUAAAGCAACAAGCAACUCAUUGGAAGCAAAAACAAGAACACCGAUUUUGAGUGGUGAUGUGAAUGCCAGAGAUGUGAUGUCCAAACUCUGUGAAGCUUCACUUUCUCUAGGGCCACAUUCCAUGGAAAUACGAAUCUUUAUCGCCAAAGAUGCUCGAUCCGAAAAGUCCAAGGCGUUUUCCGAAAUAUCACAAGUAUCUGAUGGCUCAGAUCUACUCAUGAGAAAAUCAUCACCGCCACCUCCUCCACCGCCUGCUUCUGAUCCUGCCUCCUCAGCAACGGCCUCCUCAGCGACAGCCUCCUCUCUGCAUCCCGAACAGUCACCAAUGGGUGCACCUGUGGCAUCUUCUGCGACUACAACACCUCCCACAGCCUCGGCGCCUUCUGCAAUGUCUGCGCCUCCUACCAAUCCUUCGCAACCACCAUCAACAGAAUCGUCUGUUCCCUCGUCAACUCCGCCUCCUUCCAAGGUUGUUGAAGAGAAGGAAGACAGUCACAAUAUCUCAUCUACUCAAUCGUCUCGUAUGGUACCUGACAAAGAUACAAGCAUAGAACCCUCGAAGGCUGAAGGAAGCACACAAGAGUCAAAGCCGUCACAGCCCAAGGGUGAUACAGAUCAACACCCAAAAGAUGAAGCUGAUAAGAAAAAUACUGCCAAAAGCUCCUCUCCUCCCAAUACUCGGGGUACAGCUGCACCUAGUUCUUCAGCUAGCACGACUGAUGCACCUUCAAACCCAGCUGGAUCUGGUGCUCCACAAGCAAAAACACCGCAGGCUGGUCCUCCCAAACCUUCUGGAGCAUAUCCACGACCACCUCCACCCAGGACUGUGGAUAUGACGUCGGUGGAUAAUGCAAUAAUGAUUUCUAACCUCAAUGCUAUUGCGAAAAUCGACCUUUCGUUGAAUGAUCUUAUGAAGGUUGUUGCGAAAGGCACAGCUUCCGAAGCCCAAAUUAACUUAUUUAAAAGAUACAUUGAAAGGGCAAAACAGAUGGGUCCUCAGCCCCACCAUGCGGAGUUAUACUUUGUGAGAGGCUUGCCUCUCCCACCUAACUUUCCAAGGCCCUAUGUUGCAAAACAAUUUGUCCAGCCACGUCCUCCCAAACCUAGAUUCAAUAACCCGAUGAAACUAACGGCUUUUCAGGAGAAGUAUUUGCACAAUGCCACAUUGGUGUUCGAGUUUUUGGAAAACCCUAAUGUCAGGUACGUCAUACCAAGAGACUCAAUUUGUGAGGUUUUACCUCCCUCUAAUCCCGUCACACUAGAAGAUGGGUCUGGCGUGAAGGAUGUGCUAUUCAGUAAUAUUUGGAUCCAUAAUAUCGAAGACGUUGAAGCUUAUGAACAAAAGUUGAAGCUCUAUCAAGACGAACUUAAAAGGAAGGAAGAAGAGGAAAAGGCCCGCAAGCAAGAAGAGGAGAAAGCUGCUGAAAACGAUGGUGGAAAUGAAACUCAAUGUGAGGAGCAAGUAGCAACAGAGGUCAAAGUCGAAGAAGAGCCGCGCCCUCAGAGAUCCUCGAGAAGUGGGAGAAACAAGAAGCCUCCUCCAACAAGGAAGAGGACCAAGCCACUUGAACCCCCUGAAGAACCACAAGUGAGGUUUACCACAUAUUCGUUUACGGUGCAUGGAAUUCCCGAGAAGUUUGUUCCUAUUGUCGUGAACAGUAUGAGACCAAUAAAUCUCGUUCAAGAAAAGAUGGAAAAGAUCUUGAAGAUUGGUAACCGCGUCAGCCCAUUUCAUCUCUGGUAUCAAGUUGAUGCUAAGCUCGACGAGGGUGUAGCUGAGGAUUUGAGACAGUCCAUAAUACUGGAAGAGAAAAAGAUGGCAGGCGUUGUCCCACAAAGCGUUGAACGAGAACAGCCGAAGAAGAGAAAGAGGGAAUUCAAGAAUCCAAGAGCCAAGAAGGCAAAAGAGGAUUCCCCGUCGACAGUGUCUGGAACGCCAGUACCUCCAUACAGUGGAAAUGUUUCAGUGACUCCAACGAGCCAGUCCACAUAUAUUCAGAAUGGUGCACCACCGGACACUAGUAUGAAUACUAAACCUCCUGUGGUCGCUGACAGGCCCAAUUAUACUGACAUUAAACAAGAGCAAUGA
This is a messenger RNA of Candidozyma auris, 2442 nucleotides long. RefSeq lists its product as uncharacterized. Gene Ontology annotation, biological process: chromatin remodeling. Lineage: Eukaryota; Fungi; Ascomycota; Pichiomycetes; Serinales; Metschnikowiaceae. Gene Ontology annotation, cellular component: Swr1 complex. Gene Ontology annotation, molecular function: ATP-dependent H2AZ histone chaperone activity. Bases 1 to 2442 code for a protein of 813 amino acids. The record is from RefSeq and is a predicted model, not a curated record. The transcript has a single exon.